This is a messenger RNA of Racocetra fulgida, 413 nucleotides long. Lineage: Eukaryota; Fungi; Glomeromycota; Glomeromycetes; Diversisporales; Gigasporaceae. The record is from the annotation of a GenBank genome assembly.
GAAUUAUUAAUAAUAUUUCUUUUCAAUUAUCUGAUACUAUUAUUCCUAUUGAUGUGGAAGUAAAUGAUGCUCAAGUUUAUGCUAUAAUUGCUGGAAUCAAUUGGCUUAACAAAAUGCAAAGUAUUAUUGAUUUAAAAAGAGGACAAUUUAGAUUUACUUGGGACAACAAAUCUUAUAUUUUAUCUAUUAUAUAUUGGGAAAAGCCACAAUAUAACAAUGGUGAGUCUAUCUCUUUAAAAAACUCUUCUGAGUCUAAUGACUCAAAUAAUCAAACUUCAUCUGCUAAAACUAAUUCUAGUGAAAUUAGUGAGGAUAAAUAUAAAUCAUCUGAUGAUGAACAAGAGGAAUCUAAAGGAUUCUUAGUUAUAGGAAAUUCUAAUGAAAAACCUAUACUUGAAAUUAAUAAUACCCAA